Messenger RNA from Schistosoma turkestanicum, 1953 nucleotides. The record is from the annotation of a GenBank genome assembly. Lineage: Eukaryota; Metazoa; Platyhelminthes; Trematoda; Strigeidida; Schistosomatidae.
AUGAACUUUACAGAUAUUCCACAUCAAUUAAUUUAUGAUUCAUUGGCGCAGUCAAUAUUUUCUGAUUCACAAUAUAGUUUUAAGUAUCCAAGAUUAACGAAUUAUGCUUAUUUUAUGGAGAAAAAAUUAAAAGCAACUCAUACUGAGGAUACAAAAAAUGAAGGUGAAAUAAUAAACGCAGAUAAUCAAGAAGAUAUUAAGAUUGAUGAAGACCAAGAAAAGAAAUCAGGCGAACAUUUAAUUGCUUUGAAUUUAAUUAAAGAUCAAUUGAACCUGUGGAAUCAGACAGGAGAGGAAAGUCAGUUAAAACCUCCUUAUGUCUGGUUACCAUCAAAGACGUUAGACAGGUCAGAAAAUAAACCAAUGAAACGAAAAAGGUCUAAACCGAAAGGCAACGGCAAUCUAUUAUUUAUGUUGGCAUCAAAACCAGAAAAAUGUCAUUCAUUUGUACAACAAAAGUCACUAAAAAAUCAAACUUUGGUUAGUGAUGACAAAAUAAAAAGAAAUGAACAACUUGAUAUAUCAGAAGAAGUUCCUUGUAUGCCACGAUGGAUGAUAUCCUGUCAUAUAAGUGAUAAAGCUUUAAGAGCAAGAUUGGUACCCUUGGCUCGAGCACAAAUACGUCGACAUAUUCGUCAAGGAAGUUUAAUAUUAUGCCCUGACAUAAGUAAUGUUGAACUGAAUAGCAGGUCAGAAAAACAAAUAACUGAUAAUAAGGUUUCAUUGACGAAACUACCAAAAGAUGGAUACGAUUUUUAUGGAGAUGAUCGACAAAUUCCAUUCACUCGAGAACUCGUCAUACCAAAUCAAAAACUUAUUUCUUUGAAUGAAUCAUUGAAAAUGAACACAGUAAGUCUGGAUCAACAUCAACAUACUAAACCAUAUUUCUUAAAUGAACUAUUAAAAUAUCAGCGUUCUGGACAUGAUAAAAGAAAAGUUGCUGAUUCUCCAAUCCAAGAACAAGAUGAAUUAAAAGCAAAAUCACAUUUAUUAGCUGAUCUGCUACCAUUUGAACAAUCCAAAUUGGAAACAUUUAAACCAACUACUCACUAUACUACAAGUUCUAUUGAUAAUAUACUAAGUUUCUACAUGAACCGAUGUUAUACAUCACCAAUUAACUGGUCAUCUUCAUUACAUAACAAUUCAGAGUUGAAAGAAACAAGUUAUGAAUUGUUUCCACUUUCAUCUAGCCAAGAAAAUUACUCUGAUGAUGUAAUACAACCGAAAAAUCUAAUAGAGAAGCAGAAUUCAUUAUCUCAUAUAAAUGGUUCAAUUGAAGAUUGUUCAACGUCAGUAGCUGUAUGGCAGACAAUGCCUGGGAGAAUACUUCGUAGGCAAAAAACUCACCAUGUAUCGAAUAAAAACCAACAAUUGAAAAAUGAUCAACUCUGUUCAAAUGAUUCAAAACAAACUAUGGAUGAAUUGAAAUUAAAUCUUAAGAUUGAAAAUGUUAGUAAUGUAUACAACAAGAUGAAUGUUAACAAUGAUACUUCAGAAGUUCAGCUGUCAAGGCCAACGGAAGAUAAAUAUGAGAGAAAUAGUGAUGGCACCAGUAGUAAUCGAUUUAAUAACUCCUACUGGUCUAGUCGACGUCAUCCAGGUUAUAUUGAGCGUUUGUAUACAAUAGGUUCUGUUUCAUGUCGUAAAAACUUAUAUCAAGACAACGAAAGUCAAAACAAUUUUAAAAGAAACUACGUCUAUCCAGAAAAAUACAAAUUUUUGAAUUCAGUUGAUUUGAUCACCUUGAAGCCAAAAGUAAAAUCUUUUCUACCACAAAUACGUGACUCUUUCUCAAAAGAAAAACACUGGCACAGAAAUAUGUUGAAAAGUAAUUCUUUUGAUAAAACUGCUCAAGAUCAUCAUUUCGGUUCCUUACCGAUGUUGAUUAAACCACCACCGCCUAGUCCGGAUGUAAGACUUUAUAUUUCUGAUGAAAUAUUUGAUAAAAUAUAG